UCAGGUGAAAGUCAUGGAUAACACAGGUGAAACUAAACUCAUGCUUUUCGAUACUGCCGCUGCUGAUGUUGUCUCUGAGAGUGCCUACACGGUUCUUAAUGGUUCCUUCGACGAGAUUGAUGAUCCUGAGACCUUGCCAGACGCACUAAAAAAUUUAAAAGGAAAGACAUUCCUAUUUCUUGUGUGUAUUGAGAAAGAGAAUUUGUGGGAUGGUCUUGAAACCUACAAAAUCUCUACUGUUUUGUCCAAGCAUGGAAUGUUGGCGGAAGAACACACUCUUGAAGAAUCUGAUAACAAUUUGAGUCAUUCAGAGAUUAACUCGGAGAAUUUGGGGUUGGAGUUCACUUCUUUGAGCGAUGGUAGCCAAGAUGAUUUGUCGCCUCCGUCCAAACGUUCUCUUGAUUUUAAAGAAGACCUCUUUGAUCAGUCUUCCAUAACAAAGAGAAAGUGUGUGCAAUCAUCUAAGUUGGCUGAUCUGGUGAACGUAUCUAUUGAUAAACGUGACUUUGAUGCAGUUGUGUGCGCUGAAGAUGAAGGUUUCAUCGAUGAUAAGAACAAUAUUGAAGAGGUUACUAUCACCAACGGCUUAAGCCCAAUCUGGUUCGAGUGAAGGUGGAGCCUAAUUAAGUAGCUUCUCAUUGGGCAAUGCUUGCUUCUUUUGUUUCCGAUUCCAAAUGUUUAUUUCAAGUUUUUAUCAUUCAAUAAUG
Messenger RNA from Camelina sativa (false flax), 707 nucleotides. RefSeq lists its product as uncharacterized. The record is from RefSeq and is a predicted model, not a curated record. Lineage: Eukaryota; Viridiplantae; Streptophyta; Magnoliopsida; Brassicales; Brassicaceae.